This is a messenger RNA of Olea europaea var. sylvestris, 1028 nucleotides long. RefSeq lists its product as uncharacterized. NCBI's taxonomy places the organism in Eukaryota, Viridiplantae, Streptophyta, Magnoliopsida, Lamiales, Oleaceae. The transcript has a single exon. Bases 90 to 1028 code for a protein of 312 amino acids. The record is from RefSeq and is a predicted model, not a curated record.
AUCAUCUNUUUGUUCCAAGGACUACUCCUGGAUAUUAGCCUAGUAUAAAGAGUGCUUUAGCUGGUAACCAAACAAUAAAGAGAGCUCAAAUGUCUUGGGUUAGAUGGUUUUAUGAUGCUUGCAUUCCACUUAAUGCUUUGCAAUCACCUUAUUUUAAACUUGCUUUAGAUGCCAUUGCUGUAAUUGGUCCAGAAUUUAAAGGUUCAUCUUAUAAUAACAUUCGUGUUAAUUUGUUGAGAGAUUGCAAGAAAGAAUGUCAAUUGCUUGUUAACACUUAUCGAAGUCAGUGGAUAAAUAAUGGAUGUACAAUUAUGGUCGAUGGUUGGAUCGAUCAAAGACAUAGAACGUUGAUUAAUUUUUUAGUAUAUUGUUCUUCUGAGAUUGUAUUUAUAAAAUCUUAUGAUGCAUUAGAUGUAGUGAAAGAUGCUCAAACAAUGUGUAAUUUGUUUUCUGAGAUAGUUGAAUGGGUUGGACCUCGUAAUGUGGUUCAUAUGGUAGCUAAUAAUGCUGCUAACUAUGUGGCGGCAGGGAAAUUAUUGCACGACAAAUAUGAUCACAAUUUUUGGUCUCUUUAUACUGCACAUUGUUUGAAUCUUAUUUUAAAAGAUAUUAGUAGUAUGCCUCACGUACAUUCCCUUGCAUUACAUGUUUCGAAAAUUACAAUAUUUGUGUAUAAUCACACAAUUUAUUUAUUUUUUUUGUUUUGGUUGCGAAAAAUACUUGAAUGGAAGGAAAUUGUACAUCCAGUUGUGACUCGUUUUGCUACCACUUUUUUAACAUUGAAAAAUAUUUAUGAUCACAAACAAGCAUUGCAGAGUUUGGCAACAAGUAGGCAUUUUACAACCUAUAGGCUUUCAAAAAGCACAAAUGGAAGACUCGUGAGCUAUAUCAUCUUGGAUAACAAAUUUUGGGAAGAUUGUUUGAUGGUUGUGAAAAUUGUGGUUCCUAUUAUAAGAUUGUUACAAAUUGUAGAUUCACAUGAAAAACCUUCAUUAUGUUAUGUAUAUGAUGGCAUGCAUAGAGCAUGA